AUGGCCGACUCCAACGAAUCCCAGCCGGUCGCACCGGUCCCACGCUCCACCAAGCCCGUCAGCGAGGCCCUGCUGAACGAAAAGUGGGAUCGCGCCAUCUCCUCCCUCAUCAUCCGCUCUUCCCUCGGUCUCUCCUUCGGUGUUGUCUUCUCCGUGCUCCUCUUCAAGCGGAGAGCUUGGCCCGCGUGGGUUGGUCUCGGCUUCGGUGCCGGACGUGCUUGGGAGGAAGCUGAUUCCUCCUUCCGUCGGGGCGACUCUCCGGUCAGAGAUGCCCUGCGUAGGUAG
This is a messenger RNA of Aspergillus vadensis CBS 113365, 285 nucleotides long. RefSeq names its product MICOS complex subunit MIC10. Gene Ontology annotation, cellular component: mitochondrial inner membrane; mitochondrion; MICOS complex. The transcript is spliced from 3 exons. Lineage: Eukaryota; Fungi; Ascomycota; Eurotiomycetes; Eurotiales; Aspergillaceae. The record is from RefSeq and is a predicted model, not a curated record. The coding region runs from base 1 to 285 and encodes 94 amino acids.